Messenger RNA from Anopheles darlingi, 3008 nucleotides. RefSeq names its product lachesin-like. Gene Ontology annotation, cellular component: neuron projection. The transcript has 11 exons. The record is from RefSeq and is a predicted model, not a curated record. NCBI's taxonomy places the organism in Eukaryota, Metazoa, Arthropoda, Insecta, Diptera, Culicidae. Bases 491 to 1855 code for a protein of 454 amino acids.
UUGAUUGGUAGCAUUAGUUGAGCAUUGGUUGGGGUGAAAACUAUGACAAAACCUAAAUGCAUUGCGCCCUGAUUCGCCGGUUGUUGAAGUAGAGAGAAUUCCAGGUCGUUCCCGUGUGUGUGAUUUGUUUACGUGAACUAUUUGUGCCUUGUGGUAUGUUACCGCAAUAUCGGUGUAUCGUAUCGGUGACGCUUUGUGCUGUAUAAAGGAAAGAAAAUCGUUAUAAAAGUUUGUGACUGUUUCGUCAUAGUUUAGUCACGAAUGCGAGAAAUUACCCAUUAUUUCUAAGGCGUUUUUUGAAGUUGUGUGAUUAUAGCAACAGUGGCUUAAUUGUGAGAUAUCGGAGAGCUAUACGAACUGAGUUUAAAUAGGUUUAUAACGAAAGUAGCGCAAGGGGAUAAACAUGUAUUUGGCAAUACAACAUGUCACAGUGAGGAUUGCGUGUUUAUUUGAUCGCUGAAGGACAUAAAAAUGAAUGCAAUAAUAUGUUAUGUGUAGUGUGUUAGAUUUGAUAUAUAACGUGUUAUGGUUUGGCUUGUCUAACACCAGUAUAUUAAGAUUAAGGAAUUCUAUUUCAACUAUGUUUUCCCGUACUACGCCAAAACUGCUGCAGCUUUCGAUUUUCAUAUCUGUCUAUAUGAUAACACCGAUACUUUUGUCUGAAAUAACAGUGAUAACUGAUCCAAAGUUCAGUUCUCCUAUUGCGAACGUGACUGCGGCUGUUGGACGUGAAGCAACCCUCACUUGUGUAGUGCACGAUUUAGGUGCUUAUAAGGUAGCAUGGUUGAGAGUGGAUACACAGACAAUACUCACAAUACAAAACCAUGUCAUUACGAAGAACAAGCGCAUCGGAAUCACGUACACCGAGAAGAAAACUUGGCAGCUUCGGAUCAAGGACAUUCGUGAAACCGACCGAGGCUUUUACAUGUGCCAAAUCAAUACGGAUCCAAUGAAAAGCCAGAUGGGUUAUCUUGAUGUCGUAGUUCCUCCAGAUAUUUUGGACUAUCCGACUAGCACAGACAUGGUCGUGAGAGAGGGUAGUAAUGUUACGUUGCGCUGUGCAGCAGUAGGUUCCCCUACCCCAACCAUAGUGUGGCGACGGGAAGCAGGUGAAAACAUAUCACUACAAGAUGGAGAGCAAGUAUCAUCAGUAGAAGGACCAACAUUCACGAUACCCAAAGUGAAUAGGCUGCAUAUGGGAGCAUAUCUAUGCAUUGCUUCCAACGGUGUACCACCAUCGGUAAGCAAGCGAGUGAUGUUGAUCGUGCAUUUUCCGCCGAUGAUAUGGGUUCCGAAUCAGCUAGUUGGCGCUGUCGAAGGACAAAAGAUGACCCUCGAGUGUCACUCGGAAGCAUAUCCAAAAUCAAUUAACUACUGGACCCGUGAAAAAGGUGACAUUGUGCCCCAGGGUGGCAAGUACGAGCCGGUGCUGAUAGACAACGCCUACAAAGUGGUGAUGAAGCUGAGCAUCAAGGUUGUGAGCCAAGCCGAUUUCGGAGCGUACAAAUGUAUCGCCAAAAACUCCCUAGGGGAAACCGAUGGCACCAUCAAACUAUAUAAGCUUCCUAGCAGUGCAAUCAACUUAGUGGAAUCAAGCGAAGGAAAACGACGAAAUAAACCACGGAAAGGAAGUAAUUUCUAUGAAAGUAACGACUUUAUGGAUGACGACAUGGAAAGCUCAAGCAAGCGAAAAGAUCUGAUGCUAGGAGGAAACCGAAAUGACGACAGCUAUGAAUUGUCUACGUCUGGAAUGAAUAAUGCUCCUCACAUGAAGCAGUGGCUGUAUAGUUUUGCAUCUUGGUUAAUUUUAUUUACUAUAGUCAUUUUUCCAAUAGCCAGACUUCAAACAAUUUGACCGUUUGCAAUAGUUGCGAGUAAGGCAUAGGCUUUGGAGGGAAAGAUUAGUGAAUUGUUUGUUUAUUAAAUUCGCUUUUUUAUGCUUAGUUGUUUUUGUAUUGUACAUGCGUGAUUAUGCUACUUAAAUUAGAUUUGGUUGGAACUGGUUGCGAAAAAUCGGCCAUUUCAUCGAUACACGACUAUCAGUGCACAAUUAUUGCUACAUCUAUGCCGUAUGAAAUAAGAAGAAAUUGACUAUAAUAUAUAUAAAAUGUAAAUAUGCUCGAUUACUGAACUGGAACAAUACAAAGAAUUUCAAAGACAAACAAAAGCAACAUCGAUACAUAUCCGUAGAUAUAAAAUUGAUAUGACAUGAAAUUUAUAAAACAAAUGGAAAAACGAAACCUAGGCAAACAAACCAAAUGUAUGAAAUCUUUAUCAAACCAUGUAUGCGAGCAUUGGUGAGGAUUUAAAGCUUGUAUAUGAUAGAAAAAGACAGGUCAUGCAGCAUAGGAAACAAAGCCAAGCCGGCAAAUAUAAACCAAUUAUAAUAAAUAGAAACUGUAAUCCUGUAUGUGCAUGUAACGAUCAAGUGUUAUUCACAUAUUGUUUAAAAGAAAUGAAAUAAAUUAUAUAAGCUUAACACUUAAUUGCGUGAUAAAUGUGAAUGUUGAAGUGUAUUAUUUUCCAAAGUUAGUUUUUCAGAUAUCUAUUAAUGGAAGGGAAGUGUGUAGACGUUUUAGAACCUAGGUAUUACAUUAACACUCAGGAUUGCGAUUCGUACAAUACGAGCUUGUCAUGCGAAUCCUUGGACUCUCAUUAAACAGUUAAAUGAAGAAUAUUCCUUUUGAUUCUAUAAAGUUUUGUUUUUUAAUUUAUGCUCGUUGAUUAGGAUAAACUAUAAAAUAACCUGCGUACAUAUGGUCUACCUGACAUUAUUAGACGGAAUCAUCUCCUCAACUAAUUAAUGUUGAUAUUGUUAUAAUAUUUGUUUUGUCUGCCCAAAAUCAAUGCUUUAAUAAAGCCAGCAUGAUUCAUAAACCUCAAAAAUGUAUCCAAUCACUCAAUAUAUCGAUUACAUUAUGAAUGUUUGGUGUAUAUAAUAAAAUUGGAAUUGAUUCUUUAUGGUUUCAUGGUUUAUGGUUUUCAUUGUCAAAUAACGGUUUGAGCUU